This is a messenger RNA of Hypanus sabinus (Atlantic stingray), 3163 nucleotides long. RefSeq lists its product as uncharacterized. The record is from RefSeq and is a predicted model, not a curated record. Lineage: Eukaryota; Metazoa; Chordata; Chondrichthyes; Myliobatiformes; Dasyatidae. Gene Ontology annotation, molecular function: protein binding. Gene Ontology annotation, biological process: SCF-dependent proteasomal ubiquitin-dependent protein catabolic process. The coding region runs from base 394 to 1722 and encodes 442 amino acids. Gene Ontology annotation, cellular component: SCF ubiquitin ligase complex. The transcript is spliced from 5 exons.
GACGAGACUCCGGCUGAAACCAUUUCCAUGCGUGAGCAGGUCUUCAUGUGGGCUGAUAUUCCUAAAGAAAUUGGUAGAUCUUCAUUCGGAAAGAGACGAUAAUCUGAAAAGGUUUCAUCUUUAUGUUUCCAGAAAGUCUCCAAGUUGCUCCAAGACAAACAAACGAACUUGAAUAUGCCAAAAAAGUAUGAAAUCAACAGCGAUGUUUUUUUUGACAGAAUUUUCUAGGGAAUAUAGUGCAUUUGCUACUAGAUAGAAACGUAAACAUAAAAUGUACUGAAUAUUACCAGUAAUACACUGAAGAGUUAAUAUCAAGCACUGAAGUAAAGACUUGCAGUGGGUAUCUCACUCCUCACAGAGAAAAAUUGGAUGCAGAGUUAAGACUUCACAAAUAUGGCAAAAAUAGGUCAACAAUGGUUAAACCUACCUCAGGAUAUAUUGUUGGAAGUAUUCAGAUAUCUUACAUUUGAAGAAAAGGCUAAUGUUCGUGCAACCUGCAAAUAUUUGCAACAAUUGAUUGACCACCCUACUUUAUGGCUGAACAAAACAAUUGUCCUCAAAAGUUUACAAAACUGCAACUCGUGUUUUUGGACUACACUUCGAAAAAGGAGAAUAAGAUCUCUGCUGAUCAGGGAAGCGACUCCAAAGCAAUUGCAGAGGAUGGUGAAUUUGAUUCCGAACCUGGCUGCUGUUUCUAUGGAUGUGAAAGUGAACGUGGAAAGACUGCGCGCUCUGAGACCCUUGGCAAACUUACACACGCUGCAGCUGAAUAAUAGUUCAUUAAAGCUCGACCAGGAGCUGCUCAGGGAGGUGGUAAACUUCAAACAAUUGACAACCUUGGGUUUAUGUUCUCUGGUGUCUGGCCACAGCAGUUCUCUGUGCCUCCUCGCAGAAUUAAAAAAGUUGCAAUCUUUGACACUCCACGCGAGGCAGAAGAGCCCUUCUUUGUCAGCUAUUCAGUAUAUUUUGUUCCGGUUGCCAAAACUGAGAGAGCUAUCGUUGAGUUCAGUGGACACAUGGGAAAACUUAUCAUUGUGCUUUACAGCACCAGAAAGGAAGACCCCUGAAGAGGCAGGUGGUUUGGAAUCUCACUGCAUCGCACAGCUUCAAUUGGAGAAGCUGAGCCUUUUGCACAGCGCAAAUGGUCCACUGUCUAGGAAAGCUCUCAAGCAACUUUCGAAUGUUCAGAGCCUUUCUGUGAGCCUUACCAAGUCCUGUGUUUCACGGAACACCGAUUUUGUACAUAGCAUGCUGGGGGGCCUGCCAAAUAUUACUGAAUUAGAACUGUCCUGGAAUGGACCUUUUGGUGAAUUUGUGAGCAUUUUACCUUCGAACCUCAUAAGAAUCGAUUUGGUAAACGCAAGUCUUUCAGAUGCCGAUGUGCAGCUUCUUUCUGAUUCUUCAGGAAAAUCUCUGAAACAUCUGGGCUUGAUGCUCUGCAGUGGUAUUACUGAAACAAUGUUAAAGCAACUGCCCAAACAGUUUCCUUACUUGCAGACCCUUGACCUGAGCGGAUAUAGGUUGCUGAAUCAAGGAAUUUUGUUUGGCUUAGUGGAGAUGUCAUUUCUAAAGGAAAUUGUAAUUUCUAACGAUCCACAUCUAAUGGACAUAAUGACAAAGCAAUUUCGGGCUUUAACUGACAACAGAGUGCAUCUGACCCAGAAGAGCAGAAGAAAUUGCAAAGGAUGUGAUUGCAUAUUUUAUUCUCAGUUUUUGGGUUGAAGAAUGGGAGAAUAUUGUUGGGCAUGAUAAAUAUGUAAGCUUGGUUGUGCACUGUAAAAGAUGGUAAUCAAGAUGGGUCCACCUUGACAACUUUCCUUCUAAACGUCUGGGUGAUCUAGUGGCAAAUGUGCAAAAUUUGCAGAAAAGCAGUGCUAAAUAGAAAAUUUCAAGUUAGAAAAUAUGUAGAUCAAGUCAGAAGAAUGGAGCAAGAUUUGAAUAAUGUAUUCUAUAUUUGGUAUUCUAAAUUAUACAUUUUGAAGAAGAGAAAUCUUGCUCUGAAAUCAGAAGUAAGCAUAUUUAGGACCAAUGUGUUUCGCAUUAAGAAAGCAGGUUGUCAGAUUUUUAUAAUGAUUUUGUUCAUGUUUAUGAAUGUGUACUUUUAUUUGAUGUAAAUAGAGUUGAUAACAUUUUGUGGAGAUUAUCUGAAAAUUGCUCAUUUAUCCAUAGAAGACCAAAAAGUUUUUUUUCUAUUCAGCAGAAAGAACUCUGAGAGAGAUCAUAUACUUUUGCUUACAUAUUGUUUUUAACAAAGUUUAGACUUGUUCCUUGUGGUACUUUUAAUGGUCAUUGUUAUGCAUCGAAGUGAUGGAGGAUUUAGUAGAGUUUGAAAUAAUGUAGGUGACUGACAAAAUAGCUUCAUGUUUAUCUUAACAUGUUUGCUACAAACUGGCCAAUGAUCAUGUUGAAUGUCAUGGGUAAUUUACUUUCCUUCAUUAAUGUGACCAUAUUUUAACAAGGAAUGAUGGUUUUAAAAGGGCAUUUUAAAAUACAGUUGCAGGAAACUUCAAGAUACAAGCUUGUAUUACUUCUCAGAUUUUGACUUCUUGGUGUCUCCCAUUGAAUGUCUGUAAAGAUACACUUCACAGAUUGUUCUACAUAUGAAUAAAAAAUGGUCUGUUGAAUCAAUGAUGCUGUUGGCCGUAUGCUAGGACCCAUGGAAUAAAGGGUCAGGUAUAAAAUAACAGAAAGGAUAAAUCCGUUUUUUCUUAUACAAUUUGAGUAGAUACUUUCAAAGCCAGUAAAAAUAACAUUGUACUGGAGCUAUGAAAAUAUUCUGCAUUGUUAAAUUAAAAGUUAUGAUUCUGACUUACUAAUUGUUUCGGUUAAAAUUGUAUUGAUUAAAGAAUGCAUCUUAUGCCUCAUUGUCAAAUUUACUACAAUGCUCUUCUGUAUGGAAUGUGCUAACUUUAUUGCUUUUGUUUGGAGCAAAUCUCCUUCAUUUACAAAUAAACCUGUCCUAAUACUGUUUUUCCUGCACUAUAUACUAUUCCUCCACAAGAGGGCAGGCACACCACUCUACAUUGAAACUGGCUAAGUUUUGAUAAAGUGACCUAUCCUUUGAAAACUUUCUCCAUUGGAUGGUAACUGAUACUGGCUGAGAUUAAAAGGUUGGAGGUAUGAUAAUAUUGUGCCUAUGAAUUGCUGCUCCAUAAUCAUAACA